AACUACCUUCAGACGAGUCCCGUGACACUUGAGUCUUUCCUUACCAUAGAGUGGUCAUAAUAGUUUAGGUCAAACCGUUCGAACAAUGCAGACGUUUUCGCGAGAAGGCAGACGCGUCAAUCGACUAAUGGAUUUCUUAAACGAAGCUGGGAGGAGGGACCUACCUUUUUCAACUGUUUUGGACUAAUUACACCCUGAACACAGACGAAAUGAGACAGCCGAACUUCCCCCCCAGGCGAGGAAACGGAAUCCAUGGACCAGGAAGGAAGGAAUGAAACUAAAACGUUGUUUAGCUUGCUUCACCGACAUAACAAACACAAAUGUCACAUUUGUGGUGAAUUGUGCUAGUUAGAUUAACAUGUAGUCGAUAUGGAAGUUAUUUCAACCUAGCAUGCGUCUUUAUGCGUUAACUUACUAGCGAACUAAUACAUCAUUGACACAUCACAAGCUAGCUAGGCUAACGCGUUAGUCAGCUUUGAAAGGCUGGAAAGUCAACAUCAUACGGGGGAUUUUGCGGUAUUCACUAAUUUGGCUCACUCAAAGAUCAUGUUAAGUAUUUGUUUGUGUUAAUAACCAGAUAAAGUAACUAGCUAGUUAACGGUAGUAGUUAGUUACAGUAGCUAACUAACUUUUUUUUUUAAAGUCGAUUAGUCCUGACGGGCUAUUUGCUAGCGGCUAACACUAGCUAACUAACGCUAGCCUAGCUACGUGUUCCAUGCCAUGGCAAUGGUUUUGUUUGUUUGGAAACUUUCGUCUGGUUUCAUGCUGUUGGUUGUGACCGUGCCAACGAAAUAACGUUAGCUUUGGUUAUUUUUUGAGCUAUCAUGGCUAAAAUAGAGAAUGGUCGCAAGUCGGCCGACUCUAGAAGUAUCAGGACAAUUAGCAGCAGUCAUAUGGACGACGAGAGCUCCCUUGGCUCAGACUCCGAGAUCAACGGCUUCACCAACGACAGGCACACGGAUAAAUAUGGAUUUAUUGGAGGGGCGCAACAGUAUUCAGAAGAAUCGGCUCAGGACGUCCCUCCAGAGGUUUUGAGACAGCGAGAGGUCAAGUGGCUGGACAUGCUCAGCAACUGGGACAAAUGGAUGGUCAAGAGACACAAAAAGGUGAGACUGCGGUGUCAGAAAGGGAUUCCUCCCUCACUGCGAGGCCGUGCUUGGCUCUACCUGUCAGGGGGAAAAGUGAAGAGGGAACAGAACCGAGGGAAGUUCGAGGAGCUGGACAGUCAGGCUGGAGACCCGAAGGAGCUGGAUGUGAUUGAGAAAGACCUGCACAGACAGUUCCCCUUCCAUGAGAUGUUUGUGUCACGGGGGGGCCACGGGCAACAGGACCUGUUCCGUGUUCUGAAGGCCUACACACUGUACAGGCCAGAGGAGGGCUACUGUCAAGCCCAGGCCCCCAUUGCUGCUGUGCUGCUCAUGCACAUGCCUGCUGAGGAUGCGUUCUGGGGGCUGGUCCAAAUUUGUGAGAAGUACCUUCCUGGAUACUACAGUGCUGGGCUGGAGGCCAUUCAGUUAGAUGGAGAAAUCCUGUAUGCCUUGACUCGGCGCGUCUCCCCUUUAGUCUACCGCCACCUGGAAAAACACAAGAUGGAGCCCAUCCUCUACAUGACAGAGUGGUUCAUGUGUGCCUUCUCCCGCACCCUGCCCUGGGCCUCUGUGCUCCGCGUCUGGGACAUGUUCCUCUGUGACGGUGUGAAGAUCAUCUUCCGGGUGGGCCUGGUGCUGCUGAAAUGCAUGCUGGGUACCCGUGAGAAGCUGAAGGCGUGUCAGGGCCAGUAUGAGACCAUGGAGCUGCUGAGGACCAUAGAGCCACGCUACAUGCAGGAGGGCUUCCUAGUCAGGGAGGUUCUGGAGGUGCCUGUGUCAGAGCGGGACGUUGAAAGGGAGCACCAUGUUCAGCUGAAGCGCUGGAGGAAGAACCGUGGUGAGCUUCACUGCAAGUCCCCUCCCAGAAUGCACGGUGCUAGGGCUAUUAUGGCCUCGGAGCCUCCCAGUCGCCAGGACCUGCGUCAGAACCCCACCAUCAUCGUAGAGUCGCCCCUGCCUCAGCCUACACCUCAGCUGAAGAAGGGAGAGAAGAGCAAGGAGGAGAAGAGCAAGAAGAAAGGAAGUAUGAAGAAAGCCCCUACUGUCAUGGAGAUCCCCAACCCUUAUCCUUUAGCCGUUGACCCCCAGAGAGAUCCCCAGCUUCCACUGAUAGAUCCCCAGCUUCCACUGAUAGAUCCCCAGCUUCCACUGAUAGAUCCCCAGCUUCCACUGAUAGAUCCCCAGCUUCCACUGAUAGAUCCCCAGCUUCCACUGAUAGAUCCCCAGCUUCCACUGAUAGAUCCCCAGCUUCCACUGAGAGAUCCCCAGCUUCCACUGAGAGAUCCUAUGCCUACUCUCAGAAACUCAACAGUACAGCAGCCUCUCGUCAAUGACACACCCCUCCCAAACACACCUGAAGACUCUCCACCGCCACACCAACCAACGCUUAACGACCAGUCUCUUCUAACAGUGUCGCCCCUCCAGAAGUCCACACAGAGCCUGAGUAGCAUAGAGGCAGAUCAGGACACAUACCUGUAGCUCUUGCUUUGGGCAGAGGGUGGAACAGCAUGUCUGAAACUGGGCAUGAUGGGUACAAGGUGGAGGAGUGAAUAGUAAAAGAGGAACUGGAACUAUCCCUGUGUUAUCCUGGACAUGACUCACUUCCACAAUGAGUCUAAAUCUGAUGUCACCCAGACACAAAAUGCCUUGCUCUGCCCCAGGCCAGGCAUAUGUGCCCCCUGACCUCUUGUGGGAGAUUCCAGGAUGGCUCUACGGAGGAUGUUCCAGUUGUCAUUGGGACGAUCUCAAUGGCAUACUACUUGCGUCCUCUCUCCUCGUCUCCUUCUCAAAAGCCAUUGGAUGAGAAAGCCAGAGGUCUCUCCCCUCUGACUUUCUCCUCCAGUGGGUUUUGAGAAGGAGAUGAGGAGCGAGACACGAGGAUUAUGACAUUGAGAUCUUCCCAUUCACUCGCUCACUUUAGGCCCUCUGCAUGCCAACCAAGCCCUCUGUCUGUUUACCAGGCACUAGCACAGCUCCGCCAUCAACCUGCAACUGGGUGUGUAUCAUGGCCAAUGGCACUGCUGCCCAACCAUGUGCCACAAUUGUAUAUUUUUCUAUAUAUUUUUUUUCUUCCCUGCUUGCUUUUAAGACACCGUGUUGCCUAGACCACACAGUCAGCAGCAUUCACUAAUGCAUCACUUCUAAGUGUUCUACUACUUUAAUCCAUAUGUUACCUCUUCAUUAUUCUUUACUCUGACUAUUAGUGAUGUGAAAGGGAGACAUGUUACUCAUUUACUGGUAGUGUAGUUAUUGUAUACAUGAUGCAUUCCUUUUUAAACAUGUCAAAGACCACCCAAUAGUGUACCAGGUUCUAGGGUUUUACUCAACCUGCCUUUGUUUGGGCAAAAUGCAUGUUUGUUUUUUAAAAUAUUCAUUCAAAUCUCCAAAUCACCUGUGGUGUGUAAGAAAUAGGAAUGCUUAAGAAAGAGAGCUAUUGUUUAUAGUCCCAGUUAGCCUUGGUGACAAGCAAAGAGUGCUUCCAUUCUUCACCACCAGAGAGCAGCCUUGGUGACAAGCAAAGAGUGCUUCCAUUCUUCACCACCAGAGAGCAGCCUUGGUGACAAGCAAAGAGUGCUUCCAUUCUUCACCACCAGAGAGCAGCCUUGGUAUGUUCUUCCAUCUGUUACAUUCCCCUUCCUAAAAAGGAACGCACAACAAUCUUGUCUCGAAUUUACAAUACGAGGACAUACACUCCCUAUCAAUUCCAUACUUUCAAAGGAACUUCGUUAGCAUGUAAGCAUGUUUUACUUUCCAGUGAAACAUGACGUGUGCAUAAAUCCUCCAGACCAGCAUGACUUGUGACUGUUUAUUCUCCUAGUCAGGUGGUAAUGGGCCUGAUGUCCUGAGACCAGACAAAUCCUCACUGUGCCAGGCUGUUCCAGUCCCUAUGUAGCGUUUAACUCGUGUAAGAUAAGUGGAAGGGAGAGAGGCCUGGACAUUCCUCACAAUAUGACACAUUCCUAUCCUUGGGUUCCUUAAAAGCCAAUUAGUCUUGUGGAUAACAUGCAUAGUCUUCUCUGUAUCGUGUAUGUAUUAAUGCAUGUUUCUAUUUUUAACACUUCUUUGGGGGGGGGGGGGGGGCUGUGUGUGCUAUGCCAGUUAGCUAUGAAGUGUUGACCUCUGCUCCUUGCCUCCGGUGUGCUAGGUGUUCUGGACCUGGCAGGCUAGUUACUGUAUCUCUGUGGUAUUGGAAAGGCGUGAAUGACCUCAUUGCUACACUGAGUGACCGAUCCAGAAGGCGCAAAGAUGUGAUUAGAAUCAUCAGUGAUCCACUUCCUUUUACUAGAUACUUAGUUGUCUCAAUCGCUGCAGAUGGGCAAAGAGGGUUUCUGUACAUGGUGAUUGAGACUUUACUUUUGGGACAUUUUUGGAAUCUUCAUGUUUUGGGAUAACAUGGGAGCCUUUCCAUUUUUAAAUCAGUGUAAUUAAUUUGGGAACGUCGUGAGGCCUGUUAUGAUCCUGCCUUUUCUUUGGGGAAGAAACAAACUAAUUGGACAGUGACCAUAACCUUUUUGAGGAAUUCAGUUUAGCGGGAGCUUAAGGUUUGCACUCAAAGGUGUCAAGUUGAAACAUUCUGUUUACAGCAUGAUGGGAAAUGAUUCAUUAGGGAUUAAGAUGUGCAUGACUCAAUGCACAUCAAGUAUUAUUACACAUCAUUCCACUGAAUCCUGCAAGUGUCUUAUACAAGUCACCUCUAAGACCUCACUAAAAAGCAAUACAAGUUGAAUGGAGAGCAAAUAACAAAGCCUUUCUCCACCUAAGUGCAUAGUGGCCUGUAUUACAUCCCAUUCUGCAGGUAUUCUAGUUGAACUUGAUGCUUCAAAUGUGUAGAUAAGACUAAUUUGUAAAAUGACGUUAUUUUGUAAUGAACAUUUAUUUUUUCAAUUGUUUCCAUGCUACAUAUUGUAUUUAAUAAUCAAAAUCCACCAUUUGCCAUAUCAUGGUAGAUCUAUUUUAGCUAGACAAUUUUGACACUAGUUUCACAGUUUGAAAAGCAAACACAAAAGUCAAUGCUUUCUUCCCUAGAAAUGUCUUCUCAGCAGAAUGCUGGUUUUAAUUGUUCUUCUGGAGAGACCUCUGGGAUUAAUGUCAACCAUCAGUAAAUAUAUCAUAUGUUCUGCAUUUCUCCUAGAAGGGGUUACAUAUUGUUGUUUUUACAAAUAAAAUCACUUUGAUCUUCACCAA
Messenger RNA from Oncorhynchus masou masou (cherry salmon), 5273 nucleotides. RefSeq names its product TBC1 domain family member 10A-like. The coding region runs from base 825 to 2567 and encodes 580 amino acids. The transcript has 9 exons. Lineage: Eukaryota; Metazoa; Chordata; Actinopteri; Salmoniformes; Salmonidae. The record is from RefSeq and is a predicted model, not a curated record.